Messenger RNA from Anarrhichthys ocellatus (wolf-eel), 453 nucleotides. RefSeq names its product dr1-associated corepressor. Lineage: Eukaryota; Metazoa; Chordata; Actinopteri; Perciformes; Anarhichadidae. Bases 1 to 453 code for a protein of 150 amino acids. The transcript has 6 exons. The record is from RefSeq and is a predicted model, not a curated record. Gene Ontology annotation, molecular function: protein heterodimerization activity; core promoter sequence-specific DNA binding; RNA polymerase II general transcription initiation factor activity. Gene Ontology annotation, cellular component: nucleus; negative cofactor 2 complex. Gene Ontology annotation, biological process: transcription by RNA polymerase II.
AUGUCCGGACAUAAGAGAAGAUAUAAUGUACGCUUCCCUCCCAGUCGCAUUAAAAAGAUCAUGCAGAAGGACGCAGAGGUGGGGAGGAUUGCUGUGGCGGUUCCUGUGAUCAUCUCUCGAGCUCUGGAAAUGUUCCUGAAGUCUCUGCUCACCAAAACCUGUCUGAUAACUCAGUCGAAGCGCAGCGCCGUCGUGUCCGUCGCUCACAUGAAGCAGUGCAUCGAGUUUGAGAAGCUCUUCCACUUCCUCAGAGACCUGGUAGAGCGAGCUUCGUCUUCGGCCGGCCAGAAGGACGACAGAGGGAUGAGCAUGUGGCCGACGUUCAGGUCUAAACGACGCGACAUGUCUGUUAAAAAAGCUGCUGAAGUGGCAGAAAUCGCACCUCGACGGAGCCGCGACUCACUGGACAACGACUCCAGCUCCGGUGAGUCGGAGCUCUUCAUCUGCUUGUGA